AUGUGGGCGCCCACCUUAAUUGCAGCUUUGGUGACUCUCGGCUACACACGGGCGUCAGACAAGUUCCCAGAUGGUUUCUUGAUGGGGUGCGGAACGGCUUCCUACCAGGUAGAGGGAGCAUGGAACGAAGACGGAAAGGGCGAGAAUAUUUGGGAUCACAUGUUCCACGAACAUCCGGAAUACGGAACAAACGGCGACAACGGGGAUGUAGCCUGCGAUUCUUACCACAAGUACAAGGAGGACGUGCAGAUGCUGAAGGCUCUGAACGUGGACGUGUACCGCUUCUCCAUCUCCUGGCCUCGCAUCUUGCCGACUGGAGAUGUGGACAUCAUCAACCAGCCGGGCAUCGACUACUACAACAACCUCAUCAAUGAACUGCUCGACAAUGGUAUCCAGCCCAUGGUGACAAUGUACCACUGGGAUCUGCCACAAGCGCUGCAGUACAUUGGCGGAUGGACCAACGGCCUGAUGGCAGACUACUUCGUGGAAUACGCCAGGGUGCUGUUUGAAAACUUCGGCGACAGGGUGAAGUGGUGGAUCACUUUCAACGAGCCAGCUAUGGUCGUGCAGGGCUACGCGAGCAAGUAUCGGGCGCCCUCGCAGCCAUCGCCGGGCGUCGGCGACUACCUGGCGGCGCACACCCUGCUCAGGGCGCACGGCCGCGUCUACCGGCUGUACCACCAGCAGUACAGGGCCGCGCAGAACGGUAGUGUUGGGAUUUCAUUGGAUGUCCAAGGAAGUGCCCCACUUACGAAUUCGACAGAAGACGUUGUGGCUGCCGACAGAUACCAGCAGUUUGAGGCAGGACACUUCGCUCAUCCCAUAUUCAGCCAAGAAGGUGACUAUCCGGCAGUAAUGCGCCAGAGAGUAGACGCCAACAGCAAGAGGGAGGGUCGACCACGUUCGAGGCUGCCAACAUUUACGCAAGAGGAAGUGAAGUACAUCAGAGGAUCUGCUGACUUCUUCGGGUUGAACCACUACUGGACGGACUUCGUAACUGAUGAAGUGAACGUCACAUCACCCUCAAAGGCUGACGACACGGGCGCUACUGCCGUCAGAAAUGGCGAAUAUCUAACAGAGCUCCAGCAAGCAGUGAAUAUUGACAAAGUACCAGUAAUUGGCUACAUUGCGUGGAGCCUAAUGGACAAUCUGGAAUGGACUGAAGGAUUCACGAGGAAAUUCGGGCUGUACGAGGUGGACUUCAAAAGCCCGAACCGGACGAGAACUGCAAAGGAUUCAGCCGCUUUCAUGGCAAAAAUCUUCCUUAGCAAGAAAAUACCUGAGGAUGACGGCUGCUUGAGUUAA
Molecule: messenger RNA, 1305 nt
Organism: Schistocerca americana (American grasshopper)
Lineage: Eukaryota; Metazoa; Arthropoda; Insecta; Orthoptera; Acrididae
Product: myrosinase 1-like
Exons: 10
Coding region: 1-1305 (434 amino acids)
Biological process (GO): carbohydrate metabolic process
Molecular function (GO): beta-glucosidase activity
Source: RefSeq, a predicted model, not a curated record